Molecule: messenger RNA, 1157 nt
Organism: Tachysurus fulvidraco (yellow catfish)
Lineage: Eukaryota; Metazoa; Chordata; Actinopteri; Siluriformes; Bagridae
Product: interleukin-21 receptor-like
Exons: 7
Coding region: 49-1146 (365 amino acids)
Biological process (GO): cytokine-mediated signaling pathway; immunoglobulin mediated immune response
Cellular component (GO): external side of plasma membrane
Molecular function (GO): cytokine receptor activity; protein binding
Source: RefSeq, a predicted model, not a curated record
GAUGUGUCUGCUGUUAUAUUACGCAGGGAGCCUUUUGAGUGUGUGUUAAUGUUGCACACGAGCCCGUGGGUGUGUGUGAUGAACCUGUCUACGUGGGUUAAAGAACCGUUCAUGGACUUAGACAGCUUCCAGAUCUCGCUUAUCUACAGUUUCCACGGCAAGAACGAUUCUGUCAUGUUAGUAACAGACUACAGGCCAGUAUACUACAUUCAGCCUGUCCCACCGUCACACCUGAUGUUGCUAUGGAAACAAGAUGAAGCUGUUUUCCACUGGCUCAGUGGCUAUGAUGACAACGUAAUGCUCGUCCCGUAUCUCCGAUACCAACUCAGCAUACAGGGAAAUGGCAAGGUGUUGGAUAUCCACUCCAGUCUAAACAACUUGUCGGUGCCGAUGUCCGCCUUUGCACCCAACACUAACUACACAGCACACGUGCGCUCAGAGCCUAAUCAGAUAGAUUACAAAGGUGUUUGGAGUCACUGGGGUCCCACCGUCUCCUGGACAACUGGAUCCACUAGCAAUCCUAUUCAAAGUUGGAAGUGUUUGAACGAUUACCUCUACACCAUCAGGUGCGAGUUGAACAUGACCUCUGAGACACUGCCCCAUGAUGCCCUCUACUGGCUGGAAUUCCGUGAUGAAAGGGAGCCUUUUGAGUGUGUGUUAAUGUUGCACACGAGCCCGUGGGUGUGUGUGAUGAACCUGUCUACGCGGAUUACAGAACCGUUCAUGGACUUAGACAGCUUCCAGAUCUCGCUUAACUACAGUUUCCACGGCAAGAACGAUUCGGUCGUGUUAGCAACAGACUACAGGCCAGUAUACUACAUUCAGCCUGUCCCACCGUCACACCUGAUGUUGCUAUGGAAACAAGAUGAAGCUGUUUUCCACUGGCUCAGUGGCUAUGACGACAACAUAAUGCUCGUCCCGUAUCUCCGAUACCAACUCAGCAUACAGGGAAAUGGCAAGGUGUUGGAUAUCCACUCCAGUCUAAACAACUUGUCGGUGCCGAUGUCCGCCUUUGCACCCAACACUAACUACACAGCACACGUGCGCUCAGAGCCUCAUCAGAUAGAUUACAAAGGUGUUUGGAGUCACUGGGGUCCCACCGUCUCCUGGACAACUGGAUCCACUAGCAGUAAGAAAAAAGAAUGAUGGUUGUGUCG